Ictalurus punctatus (channel catfish) is the source of this 5327-nucleotide messenger RNA. Its product is annotated as protein mono-ADP-ribosyltransferase PARP14. The transcript has 15 exons. The record is from RefSeq and is a predicted model, not a curated record. Gene Ontology annotation, biological process: negative regulation of gene expression. Gene Ontology annotation, molecular function: transcription corepressor activity; NAD+ poly-ADP-ribosyltransferase activity. Bases 100 to 4188 code for a protein of 1362 amino acids. Lineage: Eukaryota; Metazoa; Chordata; Actinopteri; Siluriformes; Ictaluridae. Gene Ontology annotation, cellular component: cytoplasm; nucleus.
AAAGAGACUGAAAGUGAAAGUGGUUGCUGUUGCAGCCGUUACGGAUGUUUGUGAGAAACAUACAAGCGUAGUCAAAGAGUUACAACAUUUUCAUUCAGUAUGUCAAACUAUAAGUUUGAUGUGCUUUUUGAGGGAAACAACCUCUCAGAUGGAGAAUUGAAGAAGAUUAGAAACUAUUUUAAGAUCAAGCGGCAGUCUGGAGGAGGAGAGUGUGGAGAAGUGGAAAAAGUGGGAGACAACACCUACAAGAUAAGCUUCUUGGAAAAAACAGCACAAGACAGAGUAUUAAGCAAAACUGAUCAUGUAAUAAAGCUCCAUGGACAAGAAAAUAUUCACAUAUCGAUAAAGCGUCAUGACGUUAAAGAAGAGAAACAGGAUGUACCACAUACCACAUCUGAUCAACAAGCCACUGGGGAUUCAUCUCUGCAGAAAGUUUUUAAACUCGACCCAUACUUACUGCACUUUCUGAAAGACAAUUCAAGCGCAAAGUCAGAUUUGGAGGAACAGCUCUCCUCUUUGCUGAGCUCCUUUAAGUUAGACAUGGUGACUGAGACAGUAGUGGUAGUGAGGGAAGCAGUAAAGACAGGUCAACAUGAUGUUGUUCAGCAGAAGUGGGAAGCAAAGGUGGAUUUAUUGUUCUCAGACCUACAGGAUCGCUACAUCAUCCAUUUUGAGGUGGAGCCUAAGAGGCUAGAGAUUAUGCAAAAAAACUCUUCCCUAUUCUCACAAAACAUUGGAGUCUAUGAAGAAAAAGAUUUAUCUGUGAUUGUUGGAAAAAUGAAGGAAGUGGAGAAGUUUUUGAAGGUUAUAGAUUCAUUGCAGUUGCGGCAGCAAGCCCGUAAAGAAUGUCUUGUGUCUGAAACACGUUAUGCACUUGUGAAAGAGCCGUUUGAACAGCAGGUAAAGUCAGAAUUUUCAAAGAUCGAGAUUACACAGGAGCGACCUGGCUGUCUUGUCCUAAAGGGUCCUGAAGAACAAGUCCAUUCUGCAGCAACAAAGCUUCAAGAGUUGCUGAAUCAAAUUCAUGAGAAAAAAAUCCCACUAUCUCAACUCCUCCAAGCAUUUUUGUCAUCUAGUGGUGCUAUUCAGGUCUUUCAGACACGAUUUCAACAGAAUCUCUGUAGUCCAGUUUUGCUUGAGGUCACAGGCUCAAGCUCAAAUCUGGUUCUGCUGAGUUUGUCCACAGGCGCACUUCAGGAAGCAGCAACUGCAAUACAGAGAGACCUUUGUGUGGAGACGGUGCUGCUGGAGCAAGCUGAAUUUGAGUCACCAGGAAUAGAUACUUUGAAGAAUGCUUUGAGUCCCGCAUUACAACAGGCUAAUCAUGGAACUUCUAAAGUGGAACUUAGCUACGAGCCAGGGCCAGGGUCCUACUCCAGAAUGAAGGUGCAACUGGUGGGCUACAGCACUGAAGUCAAUAAAUUAAAAGAUAUUAUACAGGACUACAAGCAAAACUAUGUGGAAUACAGUGACACUGUGCCUCUACCUUUAGCAGAAAUGGUGUAUAAUUUCUUUGAACUUCUGUCACUACUAGGUGUGACAGCAACUGAUGUAAAUCUAGUACCUACAUCCUCACAUGUCCACAUCUCAGGACCUCGGUGUAAAGUAAUUGAUAUGAAAAAGAAACUGCUUUCAUCAUUUAGUCAUCUUAUAUGGGAGAGAAUGUCAGUGGAUGGUCCCGGAGUCCUGCAGUUCUUUCAAGGGGAAGGUUCAAAUAUACGAGAAUUACUGCAGAGUUCCUGUCAUGUUUUGAUAUCACUCAAAAAUAAUGUCCAAACAGGUGCUGCAACAGCCAGAAACACAACCUUUGCCAGCCUACCUGCCAUACCUGCUUCUGUUUCACAUCCAGGUUGCUCUGUGGCCCUGGAAAUUGUAUUUGGAGGUCUUGAAGAUCAGCAGGCUGAUGUACUUGUUGCCCCCAUGUUGAAUACAAACUUGACCUCAACUAAUGUUGGGAAUUCCUUGUUAAAAAAAGCAGGGCAACAAUUUAAGAAUAAUUUCGAUGUUGCCAAAGGAAGAUGCAGAAUUACUCCUGGAGAUGUGCUGGAGGUAGAUGGGACUCCAUUACGGUGCAGAAAGGUUUUCUUUAUUGAGUGUGUAGCUUGGACUGGAAACGCACACAGCAGUGAACAGGCAUUACGCUGUGGACUUGAACGUGCUCUGGCACUUUGUGAACAGCAGGCAUGGAGCUCAGUUGCUUUUCCAGUAAUUGGAUCCGGAGUGGCACUAGCUGUACCUGUACAAAAUGCUACUAACAUCCUGACAGGGGCGAUUGGGACUUUUGGCCAGGCUGGAUCCGCUCGUUCUCUCAGGACCAUACGAAUUGUAAUAAUGCCUAAUCACCCAGAUUCUGAACAGAUGAACAUGGCAGUCAAUACUGGGUUAAAUUCAAUGAUGGUGGAUCACACAGGACAGGCUGUUUUUCAGUCUCUAAUCUCGGAAAUUGAUGAAAUUACCAUCCCAGUGGCCAGAUGUCAGGUCCAUCUGAUAUUUGGAGACAUCAGCAAUGAGACGACAGAUGUCAUUGUAAACACCACAGACUUUAAUGACUUACAGACAGAUGUGUGCAGUGACAUCCUUACGAUUGCUGGACCGCAAGUCAGAGCUGCUAUAAAAGGAGUGCAGGUAAAUAAAGGAGAAAUCCAUAUCACUCAGCCUGGAGGUUUCCCCUGCAAGGCGAUUAUGCAUGUGUGUGGAGAAAAGGAUACAAAUAUUAUUAAAAAACUGGCGCAUAAGAUCCUGCUCGAUUGUGAGAAAAAUGGUUACCAGUCAGUGGCCAUUCCUGCUAUCUGUGCUGGUAAAGGAGGCUUAGAUGCCCGUUUGGUGGCCCAGGCUAUUCUCCAGGGUGUUAAGGAUGCUACAAUGCAAGCUAACCUCAACACCAUUAAAAAAAUUCACAUUGUUCUGAUGAAAAUCCAUGUUUUUUUGGAGUUUAAAGCUAUGGCACAGCAGAUCUUUGGCAGAUUUACCCAGAUGACAGCUCCUUUGCUGUUCACACCUCACAGAGCUGCUCCAUCUUCUUUGACCCUAGACCUUAGCUCUCUUAUUCAGUCUCUUCCAGACCAGCAUGUCACAGCUGAAUUUCUUGUAGUGGGGUUAACUAAUGAUGAGGUCUCAAAGGCCUGUCAAGAGCUUCAUCAAGCAUAUAAAAGACACUGCUCUUCUCAUUUUGUUUCACAAGAGGAACUUAAAAACUUAACUUUAGCUGAUAUUGAUGAUAUCAAAAAUGUGACUUCUCUGGGUGUUCAGAUAAGCAAACGUGGCCCUGAUGGGUUGGAAGUUAGUGGACUUACAAAAGGAGUAAAUGAAUUCACGCAACUGAUCCGAGGGGCUCUUGUCAGGCAGGUGAGAGAGAAAGAGCAGGACUCCAUUUUUUCCCGUGUCAGCUGGUGCAUUUUGGGAUCAAGAGGAAUCUGGGAGAGGUUACCUAAAGAGGCUCAUCAUCAGCUGGAAAACAGGAAUGUUGGUGGAGAUAUACUGGAUGCACAAGCACAAAAAUGGACAGUAAAUCUGACAAAGAUGAAGGCCACAGCAAUCACAUCUAGAACUGUGACAAAAAUCAAACGACUGGAGAACUUGUCAGAUUUCGUUUUUCCACUUUACUGGGACAGCAUGACCACAGGGGAGGUUCUAAAGGUGGUUCCUCUGCAAUCCAGUACAAAAGAGUACGAAAGAGUGAAAAGUGACUUCAAGAGAACAGUCGCAAAAGCAGUUGUCAAGAUUGAGCGGAUUCAAAAUGUGAAUUUGCGCCGGGCCUACGAAGUUCGUAAGAAAGAGUUGCAAGAUACAAACGGGACAGUUGGGGCAGGGGAGAGAGUCCUAUACCAUGGGACCACAGCUGACGCUUGCGCUUCUAUACAGCGCAGUAACUUUAACCGCAGAUUUGCUGGACAAAAUGCAACAGUGUAUGGACUCGGGACAUACUUUGCUGUGGAUGCCAGCUACUCAGCUAAUCCCACGUACUCUGUACCUUCAGCAGAUGGGACACAGCUCAUGUUUGUGACACUUGUUCUGACAGGUCUUUACACCCAGGGGAAAAGUGGCAUGAUGGUUCCACCUCCUCGCUCGUCACAGGAUCCUAAUGACAGAUUUGACAGUGUGGUUGACAACGUGAACAAACCCAGCAUGUUUGUGGUGUUUCAUGACUGCCAGGCCUACCCAGACUACCUCAUCACAUUCAAAUGCUGAGGACUUGAUCACUAAAAAACAUUAAAAAGCCAAUCACUCGGAAUAUGCCAGGUUUAAAAAGUAAUCCCAUGGAGCAUAUUUUUGUCUAUUACCAGCUGAGCUGAGAGCAAUACUUGGGAUUAAUUGUAUGCCUGUCAAAUCCUGACAAUUUGUCACCAUAUGUCUGUGUACCCAUAAUUUGUCCAUUAGCUCUAGAAUAUUUAAAUGGACACGAUAAACCCCCAUCAUUUUCAUUUGGUCAGCAUCAACAGAGCAAUGCAGGAGUUACUAUUAAAUUUCUGGGGUCACAUUAUAAAUAACUAAUUUUCUUAAACAUUGGAAGACAAUCUGUUAUGAAUUACAUCUUAAAUAUGUGUGUUUAUGUCACAUAAGCCGCAUAUAUGUGUAUUUCCUAUUUCUUUUUUAGUUUAUCUGUAUAAUUCUGGGAAGAAGUACCUAGAACUAUAGUUUUAUAUAAUACAAUGAUUGCUACAGUUCUUACCAAAAAUUAUUCCCAUGCCAGUUCUGUAGGGCAAACUGUGUGUCUCAAUAUCCAUUCAGAAUUAACAACAAUUAUUUAAUGUGAUAUUUCACCCAUUUUCAUUGGAGCUGCCCCCACAUUUCUCAAUUCUAUACCUACAAGAUUUGCGUCAGACUGAUAUUAAGCAAUUACUUGGAAACCUAUACGUAGGGGUGAACAAAAAACAAAAAAAAGCAUGUUCAGACCAGAGAUUAGUUGGAAUGUUUCACUGAAGUAGGUUUCAGUUUGUUCAGCCAACAAUGUAUAUGAUUAUUCACUAGUAAAACUUUUUAAAAUUCUUGUAUAUAACAUUAUCAUACAUUGUACAAAUGAAGGAUUUGGUGUGUUUUUGUUUGUUUGGGUUUUUUUCCUUUCCUUAUGAUUACACAAUAUUAAGAAAUAUAAGAUUCUGCUCUGUGAUAUAAUUUGAUCGCUUUACUUUUUACAUAAAAAAACACAAGAUAAAUAACCUGAAUAAGUUAUGUGCUAAUAGACAACAUUGUGAAUUAGUCACAAAUAUUACAUUGGUAAGCAACUGAGAGAAAUUGGUGGGCUUGUACAGCACGAAUGGGCUGAUUUUCUUUUUUUUUUUUCUGCCUUUAGAAUCUGAUUAAAACCGUUAUGUUUACUAGCAACCUGA